CCCCUCUCUCUUUCUGUCUCUCUUACCAAAUCCACACCAUCAUCAAAUCCAACCAAACAGAAGAAGGAGAAAGAGACUAUAAAACUCAGAGAUCAAAGCUCUCUUCUUCUUCUCUUAAAAUCCCACACCUAAGAAUCCCACAUCUAAGAAUCCCACAAUGCUCCAACCUUCCUCUUCCUCUGUUCUCAUCUCCAGAACUCUCUUCUUCAUCUAAAAGGAUCCUCCUUUUUCUCUUCUUCUUCCAUUGUUGUUUUACUUUCUUUCUCAAUUUGAUUGCUAUGGAAGUCGGUAAAUCUCGAUUGUACAUGUGUAAUUGCUUGUCUGCUUCUAGAUUCUCUGAUUACUCUGUAGCUGGAAGUGACUAUCCAGACGCCAUCAAUUUCAUUUCUAAUAUUCCCAAACCUUCUUCAUAUUCUUCUUAUAUCUCUCUUCGAUGCUUAUAAUAAUAAUCAUCUUCAAUCUCAAUUUCGAAUCUUUAUACGAAUUUAUUCCUAAACAAUAAAGAGAAAAGAGAAUGUUGUGUGCGUCAUCUUUGUUUGGUCAUGCAUCAUCAGCUGCUGCUAUGACUAUGCCUUCUUCACCACUUUCCAGAUUUGUUGGUCAUUCUAUUACUCUCAGGUAUGAUCAUGAUCAACGUCGUCCUUUUUGUUCUUCUGGGAUUCAAAAGAAGAUGGUUCCAUCGAGGAGCCUAAUUACAACUGCCUCAGCUUCUGCUUUUCCUCUUAAUAAAGACUCAACAAGACCCAAAACUUACAAAGAGGUUUACUUUGCCAAAGAAACCAUAAUGAAUCAGACCAUAAGAGUCAUUAAACCCUUUCGCAAGAUCUUUUCUAGAGAGAUCUCUACACAAUCGAAAGACUCUGAUAUUUCGAUUGCAAAGGUUCUCUUGUACAUCGCUGCUGAAGAUGAAGCCUUCUUGGCUUUUAACCGAGAGAUGGAUGCUAUGUCUUUCGUCAGAGAGAAGGAAAAUAUCAAAGAUCAAUCUGACUCUGAGGAGCUGGACACUGUCCCAAAUCAAUCUUAUCCGAGUAAGACAGACUCUGAGGAGCAACUAUUGCAAUUAGAUGGGAAAAGUAUAUCCGAAUGGCUGAGUGAACUAGAUGCAAUCUCCAAAGAAGUAGAGGCAGAACUAGUCUCACGAGACAUCGGCUGCCACUCGGUUCAAAUUCUUGAAGCAGUUAAUACAGUUCUCUUCGAUACGAGAGGCUUCGAGAGGACAUCAAAAUCCUUGACUUUAGACCCAAAGUACUCCUACCUUCACUCUGUACUUAACUCUAGAUGCGGCACUGCAUUCUUGUUUAGCGUAAUAUACAUUGAAGUUUGUCAGCGUCUCGGUUUGCCUAUUGUGGGAGCUCGAGUAGGGGAAGAGUUUUUGAUUUGGCCUAAGACUGAGAAUCCUGAAGAACUCUUUAAAGAGACUUCAGGACAGAGCUUGUUUGCUAUUAUCAAUGGAAGGUGCGUUGAUGAUCCUGGUUCAAUGGCUUCAGAUUUAACCGGAAAGUCACUUCUAGACCUUGAUGUUGCUACAAACAGAGACAUUAUAGGGAUUGCUCUCGCCAAUUUGAUUAGGGUUCACUGGAGACGUGCUUCGAAGCCAUCACCUGGACUAAUGCUGACUUCUCCUCUUAGUCAACUUAACAACAGCAGUGUUUCUAAUUUUCCAUUGUUGCGUCCUCAAGAUCUUAGGUUGGCUAUUGCGGCUGCUGAAAGGCUGUUGAUUUUGGAACCUCUUAACUGGCGACUUCGAAGAGACCUUGGUAUGAUGCACUACUACGUCAGGCAAAGUAGAGAGGCGAUUCAAGAGCUGAGCAUAUGUAUAGCCUUUGCAUUUGACGAAGAAGAAGCAAAAGUGUUGACGCUUUUUGUUGAGAAACUUCAUCUACUCUCUUCAUUGAAGUCUCCCUUUGGCUCUGAUCGCUUGGCCGUUCGUUGAAAACUCUGUCUCUCUCUCUCUAUACUCCACUUGUAAAUACUCGUUCUCUCUUCUUUCUUUCUCUGUUGUGUUUGGAAAACCCAUAUUGUGGGAGACAUGUAACUUUCUUUACUUUCUUCUGAUCAGAGUAAUAAUUGAUUUCCCCCAUGGGAGAAAACAUGGCCUUGAGCUUAUUAUGAAACAAACAAGUAAACAUGCGAAUUGUAAUGGAUAUUUUUACAUAACAUGGAUACAUUCAGAGUCACAAGAAAUAAGUAGUGGUUGUAUAGUGGUGAGGACUAACUUAGGAGAUGGCGCAAAAUCGUGUUUUUGGUUCGAUUUUAGAUGAG
Molecule: messenger RNA, 2262 nt
Organism: Eruca vesicaria subsp. sativa (arugula)
Lineage: Eukaryota; Viridiplantae; Streptophyta; Magnoliopsida; Brassicales; Brassicaceae
Source: the annotation of a GenBank genome assembly